AUGGCUUCUUGCACUACAACUUCCAAUCCAUCAUCUGGUGAACUUUUUCCUCAGUUACUGACCAAAGAGCGACCAUUCGAGUUCGGUAGACACGGCGAGCCUUUAUCAGAAAAUAGUCUUUCGAACAAUGAUUACAUUCAAAGCGACUGCAAAAUCUUAGCUGCGAUGGAUGAAAGAUUCCGUGAGCUUCUACCUCACUUUGAGGCUCUUGAGAGGACCCAGUGUUACAUCAAGAAUUUUCUUCAACGAAAGGCAGACAAAAUUAGAAGAGGUGAAGACGACGACUCAACAGACUCUGAGGAAGACGAUGGCGAGGAAUCCGAGGGUGAAGAUGAACAAAUAGUAGCUCCAGUUAUUCUGGUGCCGUUCUUUGGAAGUAAAGCAGAAAUGGCGAAGAUCGAGAAUCGUUCUUUAGUCUACAAACUUUUACUUCGUAGAAUAGAUGUCGUGAGAUGUGAGGAUAAAGACAAAUAUGCCUCUCUUCAGGAUCUCGAACAUGCCAUUUACGAAGCCCAAGAUGCCAUCGACGAAUACAAAGAAUUUAUUUACAAGAACUAUUACAACUUAGAGAAGCUAGAAGAAAUGCGCCUUUUUUACAACGAUUGUCUCGAGAAUACUUUAAGUAAGGUGUUGGAUGAAAAAGAAAAAGCUAGUUUUGAAUUGGUGAUGGAAGAUUUCACUCGGUUUCAUUGCCCUACUGCUCGAUUGAGCGCUUUACUUGGUCUCAAACUCGACUUCCUUGACCGCGUUAAAGAAAUGCCGCCAGAACACGCUCAUCAUCGAUCGCUCAGUGACUGGAUUGUUACCUUUUUACGAAACAACAACGAAUCUGUCCCUUCUACUGACAGGAAAGUUCUCACCAAAGAAUUGCUUGAUACAAUCGGCUUUGACCCCCUAAGUAAAACAGUUGAAACUAUCAUUUGGCGCUCGCGAAACAUGCAACGUCACAUCGAGGCGUGCGAGUGGGCAGAACUUUUCAUUAGAGAUGAAGUGAAAUACCAUCCUUUAUUUUAUUCCCUGUCAGUUCCAUUUCCUUUUCAAGCCAAUUUGAUUAACUCGUGGUUUCAACUGCCGAGCAGAGCAGAUGAAGAAAGUGAAUGUGAAAUAGAUCCAAGCCGAGUUAACAUCAUGAACCUCGUGACAGAGGAAUCCAAUGUGGGUAAUACCACUCAAGCUAAUCUUAAUGGCUUUCUGCCUCGAGAUGAAGAUCACGUUCUGCUUUACCACGCUACGGAUCACUUCAGCGCGGUCGACAUAUUGCUUCGAGGAAUAGAUUUGAGCGCGGGACGGCAAAACCGCGAUUUCAGCUGUGGAUCAGGCUUUUAUUUAACAAACAGUUUGGAUAGUGCGUUAGGCUGGGCCAAAAGCACCACAGCCAAACCAGCCAUUCUUGUUUUCCAAGUAAAUCACCAAAUUCUAAAUGGUGCAAGAAGAGAAAAUUUGGACAACAAUGAGGAAAGAUGGAGUGAAAUCGUUUCGUCAUUUCGAUCGGGUCGACGAACGGCAAAAAUGCGAAAGAGUUUGAGAACAUUUGACUUGAUCGAAGGUCCUGUGGCUACAUUAACAGCCGGUGAAUCCUCUGAAGACGUUGUAUUUGAGGCAAAAGCCUCGUCCCAUCAGAUAUGCCUUAUAUCAGAAGACUUUUCAGAAAAUUUCCGCCAAAAUCUUCAUUCUAUAAUAUUCUACUACUUUUCGUGACUGUAUGCCUAGGAACAUUAUGAUAAUUCACUUAAGGCUUAAAAAAAGAAAAUUAUAAUACUUUUCGUAGAGAGUGUUUGUUUUCAAAAUUGGCUGAACUUGCUUGAAUAAGUUUUUGAAAACUUCAAUGUCAUAAAACCUUUAAGCCUUAAGAGAAGAGAGCAUCAAAUGCUUUAUCAAUGUUUAAAAUUUAGAAUGAAGAACAUUAUCACAAUAAUGAAUUUAAUGUAUUCUUUAAACAUCUCGCCACCACUUCCAUGUUUAGGGGCACUAACAAUAAUUAAUUUUGAUAUUAGGGCUGAAUCUUGUCAUUAGAAGCUAAAUGCCUCUUUUCAAGUUUCAAAUGCGGAAUAUGCAAUAGCAGGUUUUUUUCUACGAAAAUAUUUUGUGUAAAAAUGAAAGUGGAAAUGCUAAGAUUUUAAAAGUUCAAACUUCCAGUGUAAAAAUGUGCAAAAUGAGAUAGGAUUUAGUUAAUAAUGUGUUGCUCAUCAGUACCAGGAACUUUUCAUAAAGACUUCAAAAACUCAUUAAUAGUUCAUAACGAAAAAACAAAACAAAUGAAUGUUUAGUGUUAUUGAGUCUGUUUACAUCUGAUUAAGACACAGGUAAACUUUACGCCCAAUUUUUUAGACCAAAAAAAACCGAAAUCUAAAUAUUAGUGAAAGAAUGAGUUGAUCUCUUUGAGAGAUUUUGAAGCCGUUCAAAAAACUCGCAGUCGUGUAUUAUCAGGUUUGAAAAUUCUCGCCAAACCUGAUAAUACUCUGCUGUUUGUUUUUAAGCAGUACUUAGAAAUUUCGCUGGCAUGAGAUAAAAUCAAAUGUGAAGCCAAACUUCAAACUGUCGUUCUGUCAUUAUACAAUUCGCGUGUUGUAAUGCAUUGUAAGUUCAGUAAUAAAUGAACUGAAUUGAAUCACAUCUUACAUCAUAAAGUUGCUCGGUAGUUAUCACUGACAGGUUCAAGUUCAACCCUUGGUGUCCCCACACUUUAAGCCGAGAAGUGCGUGUUAGCCCUUGUUAUGACACCAGUUCUGGGUACUAAAAAACAGCCUUAUUUACCCUGUGAAUAUCGCUUAUUAACCCUUUAAGCCCCAGUAUCCACAUACAAAUUCUCCAAACUGAUCUCUAUACAUUUCCUUUAAGAAUUAGUUAAGAGAAUUUGAUAAAAGAUCAAAGUAUUUUCUCUCAGGUGAUCAUUUUAUUAAUUCUGAUAACCUCCUCUCAUGAUAAUGCAUGGAUGUCGUGUGGAGAAAAUUGCUGUUGGUCAUUAUUGGGACUUAAAAGGUUAAUAUAUCCUCGUAAUGUGAAAUGUGCCAUCCCGUCUCUCCUUUGCAGACAUCCUUUUGGCUCAUCAUGCAACUCUCUUUCGUGAUAGUUAAGCUAAAAAGACAUCUGUGUAGGACGCUAUAAUCCCCAGGCUACUAUUAUCAAUGAUGAAUAAUACUAAUGCCUCCGUUUUUAGGGGGAGGAUGCUCACGCUUCGUGAUUGACUAAGUCAUACUGUUUUAAAGAAAAACAAGCCUAUAGUGAAUUGUUUAGAAUGUAACAGCUCCGUUAUUAGGCUUGGCUAAAUCCGUAUAUUAUCUUUCAGUACAUCUUAUCUUCUCUCUGUUUCAGAGAAACAAAUUUAAAAACAACUAUUUUCUAUAAAGAAUUAUCCAAGUCCUUUAAAAUUCCCUAUCAACAACCGAGCCAAUUAGAAUGCGCAUUCCCUUAUACAUUGUACAAUCAUUUUCAAAAUCCACUGGAAAGGAAACUUUUUAACAGUUUUGUAAGCCAAGAAAUCCACUACCUUGGCUGAACAGAGACAGGAAUCUGUGGUGCUGAUAUUUGACUAUCAAGUUAACGGAUGGAACAUCUUCAAGAAAAACCAUAGAGAGGUCGAGGGAUGUGUUAAGAUUUCAAAAGAAAAACCUAUCUUUAAUAAAAUUGUACCGACAAAUACGACAAGUAACUGAUAUAUCGGGUGAAGGUGAGUCUAACUAAAAAUGUGCCAGAGGAGAUUUCAGAUCAGACAGUGGAAUGGGUCAACAUUUAAUAUGGCAAGUGGAAUAGGAACAGUUACUUUCUACCCUGCUGUUUCUUCAUUUUGAUGUCCCUGACUUAUUAGUACCCUUAGUAAGAAACUGAUUAGUCAGAGAUAAUGUCAGUUCUUGUUACAACACAGUACAACAUUAAUGAUCCGCUCCUACAAAUGUUGCAAAAGGAUAAAUUGAAAAAUAAUGACAGCACUGAUAAAUUACCUUCUCGUCAAAUAACCAAGAAAUGUUAUAGACUCCUCCUACGUUGAUUUUCCUGUUUUCGAGAUAAAUGGUUUUUAAUAGAGCACAAACACAUUGCUUUAUGGCGCGAUGCAACAGCGAUAGUAAACGAUAGCCAUAAGUUGUUUUACUUUGAUCACCCUGUAUUGCUCCUCUAAGAAAUGAUGGCCGUAAACAAAUUCAUACGUUUACGAUACGUUUUAGUAUUGACAACAGUUAGAAGAAUGCUAUAGGUGUUAUCAUGUACUCAAACAAAGAAAACAACUUCUUUAUGGCUAAUGUUCAAAGAAAAUUACAGAAUGGAGGCUUCGAUCAAAUAUCUCAGCACAACUGUCUUCUUUAACACAUAGUUGAUAUGUACCAUGUCUCUGCCUCGGAUCAUCGUCAUUUAGAUUCCUGCUAGACCAAGAAGCCAUAGGCCCUUCGAUAAAGUCGUACUCCCUCAAACUUUUGACAAAUUUUUUAGCUGGCCGUCCUGAGCGAAAUUGCUUGAUCAACUCUGACCAUCUCUUCUUGUUAUUCCUCAGAUCCAACCCUUUAUAUGGAUCUCGCAGCUCCGUCUUCUCGACACAAAAGACAAGGACAGCAGUUUUAAGGUGUCCACGAGAUGCUGGCCAUCUGCAAGCCUCCUCAAAGUCAUCACCAAGAUAGAAACCGUCCCCGUUGCUGAAAUCUUGGCAAUCAGCCCCCUUUUUAAAGUCGAUGCCACCUUCUAUAAUGUCCUGAGCGUACUGGUGUCCUGUUCCAUGGUAAAAUACUUCAUGAUUGCCAUCAAUAAGUGAAUUCAUGAAAUCAUCGACGCCAUUUUGGGAUAAGUAGCAUUUAGUAAUACUUUCCUUACCGGCUUUAUCGACAUUUAUUACCUUUACCGGCUGUUUUCUAUCGUUCUCAUCAUCUGGCAGAGUGAACCAUUCAUUAGUGACUGUCUCCUUGUACGGAAAACGGUUACACUUGAAUAAAACAUUCCCAAGGUGUUCAAAUACAUGUAGGAAGUGAGAUUUAAGAUGCAGGAAUAGUCGGCUGGCUCGAGGAAAAUUCUCCACGUUCUCCAUUUUCGGCGUGUUGAACCACUCAAUCAUUUCUUGCAGGGUCUGAAACCAUCGUUGAAUUUCGCUCGCAUCCAAUCUUUUUAUCCAAGUACAACUCAGAUUGGUUGCCAUUGCGCUUGAGAUCAUCAUCCUUUCAGUCAUCGCCAUUGCCUUCGGCAUACGAUUAGCAAGAAACGCGCAGAAUUGCCCUUAUAAUGCUGAUCGCUACACAUUCCCAGAAACUCCCUUAAUUCUGAGAAAUUCAAGCAAACCAUUUGGGAGAUUUAUGAGACUGACCAUAUUUGAUAGAGCGCAGCGCUAAAUGCAGGCUACUUGGAACAACCUAGAUAAAAAGAUGUAAUCUAACAAACUUUCUAGCAUUGGCUAUACGACCCACUUUAACGCGAAGAGACUUUCCAUCAGGCAGACGAAACAGUAAUGAAUGAUUUUAAAAACCACAUCGAGCAAAGAUUCAGACAAAUUUUCGAAUUCUCCCUUCCCUCCUUUUCACCUUUCUUUUGUACGGUUCAUUGGCUGACGUGAUUGAUAUCGAUCCCGUUUCCAUGGCAAAAUACUCUAACCGGUGACAAGAAUAAAUAAGUAAUACGUGGCUCUGUGGGAUUUUUUAUAUUCAAAUAUGGAUGGUUAGACAAUUUAUUUUCUCGCAUUUAAUUCUCUCUCAGAUUCAUGUAGCACCAGUCUUUUGGAUAAUUCGAGACGUGCCUUACACAUUGGCGAGAAUCAAUCCAAUACAAGUGUGACCAUGGAUGAGAGAACGAGUACAAGGGCCUUUUAUUUUGACUACUGAUUCAGAAGAACUUCGGAAAAAUCAGAACCCUCAUGACGUGAAAUAAACCACGAAACUCAAAGCUUAACAUGUUGGAAAGAGACUGUACCGAUCAUUGGGACAAUCAAAAUUGGUCACAACUAUGUGUUCUGCUCGGAUUAAAACUCGACUUCCUUGACCGCUUCGACGAAAUACCGCCCGAAUUUCGUGAUCGUUAUACACUCACUAACUGGAUAGCUACUUUCUUGAAAGCAAAGUGUGAGCCAGUUUGCUCGACAACCAAAUCAUCUCUCACCAAAGAGUUGCUUGAGGAAAUCGGUUUUGAUCCACAUAGUAAAGCCGUUGAAACAAUAAUUGCGCGCGCAUUCGCAGGAAAUUCGCAACACCACGUUGAAGCGUGCGAAUGGGCAGAAAUUUUUGUCAGAGAUGAGCUGAAGUACAAUCCUACAUGGAGUGCCCUGUCUGUGAACUUUCCCUUUCAAAGUAACAUAACGAAUUUAUGGUUUCAAUUCCCGAAUAUGACAAACGAGGAUAGGAAAAGUCAAGAAAGCCCUCGCCACGUCAAUAUUAUGAACUGCGUGACGAAGGAAUCUCGUGCGUACAGAGACACUCAUACAUUGUUCGACAGUCAGUCACAAGGUGAACAAAACGUGGUGCUUUUUCAUGGCACAGACCAUCUCAGCGCGGCUGACAUAUUAGUCCGGGGAAUAGAUUUGUGUGCCGGAAGACAGAAGCGUGAUUUCAGCUGUGGAUCAGGGUUUUAUUUGACAAGAAAUUUAGUUGAUGCUUUAGACUGGGCAAAGAGCACCACAGCAAAGCCCGCCAUUUUGGCUUAUCUUGUCGACAGCAGGCUUUUGGAUAAUUCUAGAAGACUUAAUUUAUUCGAACAUGAAGAUAGAUGGCGCGAAAUUAUUUGUUCGUAUAGAUUGGGUCGGAGAACAGCCAAAACACGAAAGAGUUUGAUAACCUCUUAUGAUUUGAUUGAAGGACCUAUUGCCACACUGACGACAAACGGAACAUCUGACGAGUUAGCGUUUGAGCCCAGACCCUCAUCUUAUCAAAUGUGCCUCAUUUCAGACGAAUUUGCGGAGGUUUUUCAGCAGACACUUUACUCGGUUGUAUUUCUUGAUAUCGGAUCGUAG
Porites lobata is the source of this 6913-nucleotide messenger RNA. NCBI's taxonomy places the organism in Eukaryota, Metazoa, Cnidaria, Anthozoa, Scleractinia, Poritidae. The record is from the annotation of a GenBank genome assembly.